Molecule: messenger RNA, 726 nt
Organism: Emiliania huxleyi CCMP1516
Lineage: Eukaryota; Haptophyta; Isochrysidales; Noelaerhabdaceae
Exons: 1
Source: RefSeq, a predicted model, not a curated record
CUUAAUCAACUCUUAAUUAACGUAAUUAACUCUGAAUUAGGCAUACCGUGCUCGACGUGGGCGCUCACAUCGGCGUCUUCACGCGCGCCGCUCUCGCCGCCGGCGCCGCGCGCGUGGUGGCGGUCGAGCCGGAGCCGUCGAACGCCGCGCUGUGGCGGCAAAAUUGCGCGGGCGCGGGCGCGGCGGGCAGAGCGUCGCUCGUCGAGGCGGCGGUCGUGCGGCACGCGGCCGAGGCCGGCAGCGCGACGCUGCUGCUCGGUGUGGCGCGCUCCGACGGCAUGGACAACACUUGGAGGCACGCGCUGCGCGGCCUCUCGCACUACAAGGCGGAGGAAGGCGCGCGUGCCGUCGAGGUGCGAUCGGUGCCAUUCUUCGAGCUGCUCGACGAGACGAUCACCUUCGUCAAGAUGGAUUGCGAGGGGGCGGAGCUGGCGCUGCUCUCCUCCUUUGACCCGGGCGCAUGGCGCGGCGUGAGGCGGCUCGUCUGUGAGUGGUCGUUCACCAAGCAGCGCUCGAUGCACGCGUUCCGAGAGGCGGUGGCGCGGCUGCGCGGCGAGGGCUUCGAGGUGUGGUAUGAGGGAUUGGGUAAUUGGGACGAGGCGUUUGAUGAGUGGCCGUGGUCAACAGACGCUGUGUUGUACGCUGCGAGGUGACAGGCGUUAGUUAGAGGUUAGUAGUGCAGCUCAUUUUUCGUGAUCGCCCUUGUAACGCCCGGCUUCAGUGAGA